UUCAGGCCAGCUUCUUCCGCCAUAAAUAGCCAGAAGCCUCAUUUCCCGGGUAAUCUGAACGGCGUUUCUUCGCAUCUACAGAGCAGCAGCUAGUCUCCUGCUUCCUGCGACCUCCUUUCAUCCAUUUCUCACUCUUUCGCUGAGAAUGGCUGCUUCCGUCGCUACCUCCUCCAAGGUGGUCGUCGCGCCCCGCGCGGCCCUGUCCCAGGGCAGCAGCGCCGGCUCCAGCUCUGUCAGGGCGUCCGCCGGCAUCAGGUCCUUCAACGGCCUGGUCGCUGGUAACAAGGACACCCAGAAGUUCGCCAACAUUUUCGCCGUCGAGCAUGACAUCCACUCCGCCGUCGCCUCGCACGUCGCCAAGGCGGGCAAGGGCACCCGCGGUGUGGUAACCAUGGCGAAGAAGAGCGUGGGUUCGCUGACGGAGGCGGACCUGAAGGGCAAGCGCGUGUUCGUGCGCGCAGACCUGAACGUGCCCCUGGACGCGGACUUCAACAUCACCGACGACACUCGCAUCCGCGCCGCCGUGCCCACCAUCAAGUACCUCAUGGAGAAGGGCGCCAAGGUCCUCCUCACCUCCCACCUGGGUCGCCCUAAGGGUGUGACUGAGAAGUUCCGCCUGACCCCUCUGGUGAACCGCCUGUCGGAGCUCCUCGGCAUCAAGGUCGCCAAGACCAACGACUGCAUCGGCGAGGAGGUCGAGAAGGCCGUCGCCGCCCUCCCCAACGGCGGCGUGGUCCUCCUGGAGAACGUGCGCUUCUACCCUGAGGAGGAGAAGAACGUCAAGGAGUUCGCCGAGAAGCUCGCCGCCAACGCCGACCUGUACGUCAACGACGCGUUCGGCACGGCGCACAGGGCGCACGCGUCCACCGCCGGAGUGACGGAGUUCCUGAAGCCGUCCGUCGCGGGCUUCCUUCUCCAGAAGGAGCUCGACUACCUCGAUGGCGCCGUCACCAGCCCCACCCGCCCCUUCGCCGCCAUCGUCGGCGGCUCCAAGGUGUCGUCCAAGAUCGGCGUGAUUGAGUCGCUCCUGGCCAAGUGUGACAUUCUUCUGCUGGGCGGCGGCAUGAUCUUCACCUUCUACCGCGCGCUCGGGUACAAGACCGGGUCGUCGCUGGUGGAGGAGGACAAGAUCGAGCUGGCCACCAGCCUGAUCAAGGCCGCCGAGGCCAAGGGCGUCAAGCUGCUGCUGCCCACCGACGUCGUCAUCGCCGACAAGUUCGCCCCCGACGCCAACUCCAAGAUUGUGUCGGCCAAGGACAUCCCCGACGGCUGGAUGGGUCUGGACAUCGGCCCCGACUCCGUGAAGACCUUCAACGAGGCGCUCGACACCUCCAAGACCGUCAUCUGGAACGGCCCCAUGGGCGUCUUCGAGUUCGACAAGUUCGCCGUCGGUACCGAGGCUGUUGCCAAGAAGCUCGCGGACCUGAGCGGCAAGGGCGUGAUCACCAUCAUUGGUGGCGGUGACUCCGUGGCGGCGGUUGAGAAGGUGGGAGUGGCGGAGCAGAUGAGCCAUAUCUCCACUGGCGGCGGUGCCUCACUGGAGCUUCUCGAGGGCAAGGUGUUGCCAGGUGUUGCCGCUCUUAACGAGGCUUAGAUGCUCUUAAAUAUGUUUUUUUGCCUUCUCCCACAGUUUUGUACAAUUUUCGCAUUCAAAUGAAAAUGAAAUUCUCUUAGAGCAUGUUGUGUUUCAUACUUAUUUUGCUUGUUGAACAAGCAAAGAUGGAUUCUGCACCCCAAAACAACCAUGGCGCUGUCAGUUCUGCUGUCGUAACCUAGGUCAGCCGAAGACCGACAGCAACAUAGAUACCAAGGCCAAUUUGACGACGUGUUUAUUAUUGUGAGGAACACAAGCUCUCGUUCUCCCCUCCGCGAGAUUCACCGCGCGUUUUAGGUCAGACAGUUGCAUCCCGCUUUUAGGUCGACGAGGUCCUCCGUUCGACCAGCCAUGGGGAUCUUCAAGUCGUUAUUCUCCUUCUGUCUCGGAACCACCUUCGGGAUAUACGUCGCGCAGACGUACAACUUACCUCCGCUGAGGCUAGUGGUGGACCAAGCGAUUUCAGUGGGGAAGCAACUUGAAGACGCCUAUAGAAAGCGAGAGCAGGGACGUGAUCCAGAUGGAAGUAAAGACAAGGAGUAAAGAAAGCGAGUCCCCGGGUUAGGACUAAGUGGCGAUUCCUAACUGCUCAUCAUCUUUGCUGCUAACCCGCUGCACCUGCCAGGCUGCCUGCCGGCCUCUAGUGUGUCCGGUUUAUGCUUGCUGCUUUAAGUCACAUAUACUAUGAAGCGUUGGUCAGAAUUUAGGGACGAAGCCUGUCUGUAGCGUGUUCGUGCUUGUAUUAUUUAACUAAGCUUCCACUAUACCAUUUCCAUUAUCCAACAUGUUCCUCUCUUUUCCUCUCCUCUCUCACAGACCUCCAUGUUCCCUUUCAGUUGUCUAAACUUUCUUGAGAGGAGUUGGAUGAUUUUGGUGACCAGUGCAGUUUAUUUAUCCUCCAAAACGUUCCUUCUACCAACCUUCAGCCUUUGCCAUUUGCACAGUUCCCUUAUGCCAUUGCCAACCCCUCCCUUUACUGCCUUCACCGUUCCG
Closterium sp. NIES-67 is the source of this 2587-nucleotide messenger RNA. NCBI's taxonomy places the organism in Eukaryota, Viridiplantae, Streptophyta, Zygnematophyceae, Desmidiales, Closteriaceae. The record is from the annotation of a GenBank genome assembly.